AGAGUGGUUGGCGACUAUAUCUGCUAUAAAAACUUUCAAAUCUCAUUUGUGGAAUCAUAAUAUAUACCAGAUUGCUUGCCUUCUUUUCAUUCACAUUUCCCAUAAAUAUAUACAUUAAUUAAAGAGUUAAUCAUGGCAGCUUAUGGAGCUCUGGUUUCUCUUAUGAAUAUCAUAGAUCGGCUUGAAAAUCAUCCUUCCCCUCCAAUUUCUAUCCACAAACAGCAAGUUGAAUCUCUCACUCAAAAUGUUACCUUCUUGCAGGAAUUUCUUGAUGGUUAUAUUUCCCCAGUUGUCGAUGACCAUGAAGGGGAUCCAUUCGAGCGUCGCAUUGCUGGUGCAGUUUAUGCAGCUGAGGAUGUCAUCGAAUCCCAAAUUGUGCUUCAAAUUCAUAACCGAUCCACAAUUCGUGGGAAGAUGUCCAGUUUUAUCAAAUUGUUUCGAGCUCGGUGCAAAUGCGCAACAAAUGAUAGAAAUGCAGCUGAGGACUUGUAUCACCAUCUACAACAAGUCAUAGAAGAAAUGAAUUUGAUCAAGAAGGAAGCCAUGGAGAUUGCAACCGCAGCUGAUCAACCGCAGAGAAAGGUCUCCUCAACUCAUGCUGGCUCCUCUUCCACAGUGAAGGAAACCGUGAUGGUGGGCUUCAACGAGGUGUUACUUGAAGUGCUGGAUAAGCUCACCGGAGGCCAACUCAGUCGCCAAAUCAUCCCAGUUAUGGGGAUGGGCGGCAUUGGUAAGACCACUCUUGCCCGACAUGUAUUUGAGCAUCCGCUUGUUAAAGAGCAUUUUGAUAUUUGUGCUUGGACUACAAUUUCUCUAACUUAUAAUGUUAGAGAAACUCUAAGAGAAGUUCUUUUCCAAGCAAGUGGAAAUUCAGGUAGUGAUCUGAGUGAGGACGAAUUGGGAUUGAAACUAUAUCAGUAUUUAUGGGGUAGGAGGUAUCUCAUAAUUAUGGAUGAUAUGUGGAGUACAGAGGUGUGGGACAAGAUCAGGUCUUCCUUUCCUGAUUGUAAUGAUGGGAGUCGAAUAAUCGUAACAACAAGGAUGUCGAACUUGACUUCGCAGUUGGGUGAGUCUUAUGGCGUUGGUAUGAAAUUUCUAGAUGAGGCUAGUAGUUGGGAUUUGUUUUGCAAGACUGUGUUUGGGGGCGAUUGUUUCCCUCUUGAAUUGGAGGAUAUUGGAAAGAAUAUUGUAGCAAAUUGUAAAGGGCUUCCUUUAUCAAUUGCUACAAUUGGAGGUCUUUUGGCAAAAUCUGAGCACACUACAGAAUAUUGGAUGCGUAUAGAGCAAAAUUUAAAUUCAAUUGUCAUUACGAAUAAUGAUGAAUUUUGCUUGAAAAUAUUGCGGUUGAGCUAUACUUAUCUGCCCAACUAUUUGAAGCCAUGUUUUUUGUAUAUGGGUGUUUUUGAGGAAGAUCGUAGAAUUCGCGUCUCAAUGUUGAAAAAGCUAUGGGUUUCUGAAGGAUUUUUAAAACCCGUGAAUGGAAAAUGUUUGGAAACAAUAGCAAAAGAGUACUUGAAGGAAUUGGUAGAUAGAAAUCUGAUUUUAGUUGAUGAGUUGGGAUUUAGGGGAAAUGUAAAGUUUUGUAAGAUUCAUGAUUUGUUGAGGGAUUUAUGCUUAAAAGAAGUUGAAAAGGAGAGGUUUUAUCAUAUCAUAGAAAAGAGUCCUUCAGUCAUAGAUAACGAAUGUCGUCGGGUUGUUUUUAAAAAUGCUGGAAGAAGGGUAAUACGUGAAGUUUCGAGAUCUUUGUCACAUGCUCGUUCUAUAAUAUGUGAUAACCAGGAGAAAAACUUUGAAAGGCCUCAUAAUUUUAGAUUGUUGAGAACAUUCAAAGCAUAUGAUAGAGAUACACGUGAAUAUGGAUAUGGUGUUCAUUUCCUAGGCGAUGUUUUUCAAUUGGUGAACUCACGGCACCUUGCUGUUAGACUCAAUUGGAAGUCCAAAUUCCCAUCUUCGAUCAAUUUCCUCUGGAAUCUAUAUACGUUAAUAGUUGAUCAUUUUUCACUCAUUGGGUCCUGGGAUAUGAAAAGAUGUAGUAUUGAUCGUCGUUUGCAGGAUCAUCUUAUUGCACCAAUUGAGAUUUGGAAAUUGCAUCAACUUAGGCAUCUCGAGUUUGUGGGUACAACAAAAUUGAUUCUACCAGAUCCUCCGAGUGAGAUGGUUAUCAUGGAGAAUCUACAAACGCUCAAAGGAGUAAUGAAUUUGUAUUUGAAUGAGGAGGUGGUUCAAAGAAUUCCCAAUCUCAAGAAAUUGCAUCUAAGUUACAAAUCCGAAGAAAUGGAGGGUUGUCUCAUCAAGAGCUUGAGUGAAUUGAAACAAAUGGAGAAAGCCAACUGUUUCAGCUAUCUUGAGUGUCUGAUUAAAUUGGAAAACUUGUAUUGUGGCUUCUAUUAUGGAUGUGAUGAUGAGUAUUUGCAGAGGAUUAGUUUCCCACACUCCCUCAAGAAGUUGAAGUUAUCUCUCAAUAAUCUGGAGUUGGUAGAGAUAUUACAAAAGAUAGGGUGUUUGCCCCUUCUUCACAAGUUAGUAUUAUAUGGUGGUACCUUCCAAACAGGCAAGUGGGACACUAUUGAGGGCCAAUUCCGGAGCCUCAAGUUACUAGAAUUGAACUGGUGUAAGGGUCUAAAAAAUUGGACGAUGGCAGAGAGCUCCCACUUUCCAGUUCUCCAGGAGCUUCGUCUGCGAGAUUUGAAAGAAUUGGAGGAGAUCCCUUCCGAAGUUGGAGAAAUAGCAACGCUGAAGUCAAUUACUUUGGAACAUUGCAGUGAAUCAGCAGUAGUGUCGGCUAAAAAGAUAGUAGAAGAACAACAUGAUUAUUAUGGAGACCAACUUGAACUUCAUGUUCGAGCUAUACUUUGGCACAGAGACGAAAGACUGCAGAGGUUGGCAAGUCCCAACUUUGAAAAAGAGUUAAUCAUGGCAGCUUAUGGAGCUCUGGUUUCUCUUAUGAAUAUCAUAGAUCAGCUUGAAAAUCAUCCUUCCUCUCCAAUUUCUAUCGACAAACAGCAAGUUGAAUCUCUCACUGAAAAUGUUACCUUCUUGCAGGAAUUUCUUGAUGCUUAUAUUUCCCCAGUUGUGGAUGACCAUGAGGCGGAACUAUUGGAGCGUCGCAUUGCUGAUGCAGUUUAUGCAGCUGAAGAUGUCAUCGAAUCCCAAAUUGUGCUUCAAAUUCAUAACAGAUCCACAAUUAUUGGAAGAUGUCCAGUUGACAACCGAUCCACAAUUCGUGGGAAGAUAUCCAGUUUUAUCAAAUUGUUUCAAGCUCGGUGCAAAUGCGCAACAAAUGAUAGAAAUGCAUCUGAGGACUUCUAUCACGAUCUACAACAAGUGAUAGAAGAAAUGAAUUUGAUCAAGAAUGAAGCCAUGGAGAUUGCAACCGCAGCUGAUCAACUGCAGAGAAAGGUCUCCUCAACUCAUGCUGCCUCCUCUUCCACUGUGAUCAAGAAGGAUACCUUGGAGAUUGCUGCCGCAGCUCAACUGCAGAGAAAGGUCUCGUCAAGUACUCAUACUGGUUCCACUUCCACUGUGAAGGAAAUCAUGAUGGUGGGCUUCGACGACGUGUUACUUGAAGUGUUGGAUAAGCUCACCGGAGGCCAACGCAGUCGCCAGAUCAUCCCAAUAAUGGGGAUGGGCGGCAUUGGUAAGACCACUCUUGCCCGACAUGUAUUUGAGCAUGCGCUUGUUAAACAACAUUUUGAUAUUUGUGGUUGGACUACAAUUUCUCAAACUUAUAAUGUUAGAGAAACCCUUAGAAAAGUUUUUUCCCAAGUAAGUGGAAAUUCAGGUAGUGAUGAUCUGAGUGAAGGAGAAUUGGGAUUAAAACUAUACCAGUAUUUAUGGGGUAGGAGGUAUCUCAUAAUUAUGGAUGAUGUGUGGAGUACAGAGGUGUGGGACAAGAUCAGGUCUUCCUUUCCUGAUUGCAAUAAUGGGAGUCGAAUAAUUGUAACAACUAGGCUCUCAAACUUGACUUCGCAGUUGGGUGAGUCUUAUGGCGUUGGUAUGAAAUUUCUAGAUGAGGCUAGUAGUUGGGAUUUGUUCACCAACACUGUGUUUGGGGGAGAAAGCUUUCCACCUGAGUUGAAGAAAAUUGGAAAGAAUAUUGUAGCAAAUUGUAAAGGGCUUCCUUUAUCAAUUGCUACAAUUGGAGGUCAUUUGGCAAAAUCUGAGCGCACUACAGAAUAUUGGAUGCGUAUAGAGCAAAAUUUAAAUUCAAUUGUCAUUACGAAUAAUGAUGAAUUUUGCUUGAAAAUAUUGCGAUUGAGCUAUACCUAUCUGCCCAACUAUUUGAAGCCAUGUUUUUUGUAUAUGGGUGUUUUUAAGGAAGAUAGUAGAAUUCGUGUCUCAAUGCUGAAGAAGCUAUGGGUUUCAGAAGGAUUUUUAAAACCCGUGAGUGGAAAAUGUUUGGAAACAAUAGCAAAAGAGUACUUGAAGGAGUUGGUAGAUAGAAAUCUGAUUUUAGUUGAUAAGUUGGGAUUUAGUGGAAAUGCAAAGUUUUGUAAGAUUCAUGAUUUGUUGAGGGAUUUAUGCUUGAAAGAAGUUGAAAAGGAGAGGUUUUAUCAUAUCAUAGAAAAGACUCCUUCAGUCAUAGAUAACGAAUGUCGUCGGGUUGUUCUUAAAAAUGCUGGAAGAAGGAUAAUACGUGAAGUCUCAAGAUCUUUGUCGCAUGCUCGUUCUAUAAUAUGUGAUGACGAGGGGAAAAACUUUGAAAUGCCUCACAAUUUUAAAUUGUUGAGAACAUUCAAAGCAUAUGAUAGAGAUACAUUAUAUCGAAAUGGAGAUGAUGGUGAUCAUUUCCUAGGCGAUGUUUUUCAAUUGGUGAACUCACGGCACCUUGCUGUUAGAAUUCAUAUGAAGUCCAAAUUCCCGUCUUCGAUCAAUUUGCUUUGGAAUCUAUAUACGUUAAUAGUUGCUCUGUCUCCAUUGGGAUUGCAUCCGCAUGAUCUUAUUGCACCGAUUGAGAUUUGGAAAUUGCAUCAACUUAGGCAUCUCGAGUGUAUGGGAACAGGAUUGAUUCUACCAGAUCCUCCGAGUGAGAUGGUUAUCAUGGAGAAUCUACAAACGCUCAAAGGAGUAAUGAAUUUGUAUUUGAAUGAGGAGGUGGUUCAAAGAAUUCCCAAUCUCAAGAAAUUGCAUCUAUUUUACAAUUUUAAAGAUAUGGAGGGUUGUCUCAUCAAGAGCUUGAGUGAAUUGAAACAAAUGGAGAGAGACAACUGUUUCAGCUAUCUUGAGUGUCUGAGUAAAUUGGAAAACUUGUCCUGCGACAUCUAUUAUGGAUAUGAUGAGUAUUUGCAGAGGAUUAGUUUCCCACACUCCCUCAAAAAGUUGAAUUUGAUUGUCAAUAAUGUGGAGUUGGAAGAGAUAUUGCAGAAGAUAGCGUGUUUGCCCCUUCUUCAGAAGUUAGUAUUACAAUAUGGUAUCUUCAAAACAGGCAAGUGGGACACUAUUGAGGGCCAAUUCCGGAGCCUCAAGCUACUACAAUUGUACUAUUGUAAAGGUCUAGAAAAUUGGACGAUGGCAGAGAGCUCCCACUUUCCAGUUCUCCAGGAGCUCCGUCUUCGAGGUUUGCGACAAUUGGAGGAGAUCCCUUCUGAAGUUGGAGAAAUAGCAACGCUGAAAUCAAUUACUUUGGAACAUUGCAGUGAAUCAGCAGUAGUGUCGGCUAAAAAGAUAGUAGAAGAACAAGAGGAUUUAUAUGGAGACCAACUUGACCUUCAUGUUCGAGCUAUACUUUGGUACAGAGACGAAAGACUGCAGAGCUUGGCAAGUCCCAACUUUGAAGUUACAGUGUAA
Molecule: messenger RNA, 5787 nt
Organism: Salvia miltiorrhiza (redroot sage)
Lineage: Eukaryota; Viridiplantae; Streptophyta; Magnoliopsida; Lamiales; Lamiaceae
Exons: 2
Coding region: 133-5787 (1884 amino acids)
Biological process (GO): defense response to other organism
Molecular function (GO): ADP binding
Source: RefSeq, a predicted model, not a curated record